UCCACUCAACUCCAGACACCGGACUCGGAUGCGUCCCCGAGGGAUCCCUGCCAGGGAGCUGCCACCCCUGAGCUGCCACCCCUGAAACCCCCUUCCCCAACGAAUUUUUCGUUCGGAGCGCGUGGGCCGGGAGCCAGGUGAGGCUGGAACCUCCAUUUCCGAAGCUCUCUCUCCAAUCCGUCACUGCGGUUCCUCCCAGUAGAAUCCGUUUCAGGAAGAGGUUUGUCUGCGCGGGACAGCCUUGCCAUUCAUCACUGCGGGAGGGCAGAAUCGGGGGCCGGGGGCCGCCCGGCGAGAGGGGAGGGGCCAGGGGCGGCCCCCUUGUGACCAGCCCUGAGGAGAGGUCAGGAGAGGAGGCUGGCUGAGUGAGGAGCGCCUGGACAGCAGCGGCUGCUGACGUUCGGAAUCACGCGCCCGGGGCCCAAGCCGCAGCCCGGUUCCGGACGCCUCUCUCCCCGGCCCAGCAGCGGAGCUGAUGGCCCAAGUUCCAGAAGCUUCCUCGCCCUCCACCUCUGCGGUCCGCUGGAGCUUGGGAGGUAGGGGAGGAGCCUCCCCCGCGGAGGCGGCGGCGAAGGCAGGGGAGAUGGAGGAGGAGGAGGCGGCGGCGGCGAGGGCGAUGAAGGCGAGCGCGGGCCAGGAGGCUGCGGAGGGGAAGCCGCAGCCAUUACAGGAGCGCAAGCCCGCGCCCGAGACCUUGCCCUGGAGGAGCGGCGGCCGCGGCGAGGAGAAGGUGCUCCCCUCCGCCCCCCCGCGCUGGCUCGGCGGCUCCGCGCCCCUGUGCCCGCGCCGCAAGCCCCGCCCUCGGCCCCAGCCCUGGGCGCGCGCCCGCGGCCCGCCCGCGCUCUCGCUCCCGCCCCCGCCCCCGGUGCAUCCCUCCCCGGUGCCACCCCGGCCCCGGGCCUGGCGCAGACCCAGCCGCAGGGCCCGCCCCGCGGCAUCCAGGCCGCCGCUGCGGCAGAGCGGCCCCGGGCACUCGGGCAGCUCCGGGGACCGCAGCGGCUUCGGGGACUGGCUGCUGGAGGUGGAGCUGGAGCAGGGUCCCACCGGCUGCUCUCACGUGGAGAGCUUUAAGGUAGCCAAGAACUGGCAGAAGAACCUGCGGCUGAUCUACCAGCGGUUCGUGUGGAGCGGGACCCCCGAGACUCGGAAGCGGAAGGCCAAGUCGUGCAUCUGUCACGUCUGCAGCACCCACAUGAACAGACUGCACUCGUGUCUCUCCUGCGUGUUCUUCGGCUGCUUCACGGAGAAGCACAUCCAUAAGCAUGCAGAGACGAAAGAGCACAACUUAGCGGUAGACCUCUACCACGGGGUCGUGUACUGCUUUCUGUGCAAGGACUAUGUGUAUGACAAAGACAUAGAGCAGAUCGCCAAAGAGACAAAGGAGAAGCUUGCGAAGUUAGCUUCCACCUCCGCAGAUGCUGCUCAGCAGCAGGGUCUGGAGUCUGGUGCCGAGGAGAAGCGGUCCAGCUGUGACUCAAAGGAACAGGAGCCCAAAUUGGUGAAACCCAAGAAAAAGAGGAGGAAAAAGUCUGUCUACACGGUAGGCCUGCGAGGGCUCAUCAAUCUCGGGAACACCUGCUUUAUGAACUGCAUCGUGCAGGCCCUCACCCACAUCCCGCUGCUGAAAGAUUUCUUUCUCUCUGACAAGCACAAGUGCAUCAUGACGAGCCCCAGCUUAUGUCUCGUUUGCGAGAUGUCUUCGCUGUUUCACGCAAUGUACUCUGGGAGCCGGACCCCUCACAUUCCCUACAAGUUACUGCACCUGAUAUGGAUUCAUGCCGAACACUUGGCAGGGUACCGGCAGCAGGAUGCCCACGAGUUCCUUAUUGCGAUAUUAGAUGUGCUGCACAGACACAGCAAAGAUGAUGGUGUUGGGCCGGAGGCCAAUGCCUUCAACUGCUGCAACUGCAUCAUAGACCAAAUCUUUACCGGUGGCCUGCAGUCUGAUGUCACCUGCCAAACUUGCCAUAGCGUCUCUACCACGAUAGACCCGUGCUGGGACAUCAGUUUGGACUUGCCUAGCUCUUGUGCCACAUUCAAUUCCCAGAGUCCAGAGAGGGCUGACGGCACAGUGGGUAGGAAUGACCACAUACCAGGCAUCCCGUCACUCACAGACUGCCUGCAGUGGUUCACCAGGCCAGAGCACUUGGGAAGCGGUGCCAAAAUCAAAUGUAGCCAUUGCCAAAGCUACCAGGAAUCGACCAAACAGCUCACAAUGAAGAAAUUGCCCAUCGUGGCCUGUUUUCAUCUAAAGCGGUUUGAACAUCUCGGCAAGCAGAGACGAAAGAUUAACACUUUUAUCUCCUUUCCCUUGGAGCUGGACAUGACCCCGUUUUUGGCCUCCACGAAAGAGAGCAGAAUGAAAGAUGGCCAACCACCACCAGAAUGUGCACCCAACGAGAAUAAGUAUUCCUUGUUCGCAGUGAUUAAUCACCAUGGAACUCUGGAAAGUGGACACUACACCAGCUUCAUCCGGCAACAAAAGGACCAGUGGUUCAGCUGUGACGAUGCCGUCAUCACCAAGGCUACCAUCGAGGACUUACUCUACAGCGAAGGAUAUUUACUGUUCUAUCACAAAAAGGGUCUCGAGAAAGACUAGUCUUAUCAGGCCACUUUCCAGAACCAAGUAAAAGAAAGAAGUAGGCAAGGAUCCUACAUGGAAUGGACAACAACAAUACCUAUACAACAAUGAGCACCUCUUGAAAUAUCACAAAAACCUCCUGGAAUGGACAAUGACAACAGCACCUAUAUGACAAUUAGCACCUUGAUGUAAUGAACUCUUCCCACAGGCCUGUGGGAAAAAUGAAUACUAACUAGUGACCAGCCUUAAAUGGGAGGAGGAAGGAGUGGUCGAAAAUGGUCACAUAAAGCAUAGUUAAGUGAAAAGAAUAUUUUAGGUAGGCAGAGUGGGAAUAGAAAUGUUCUAGAACUACUAUAUGUCAUUUGUUUCUGUAAAACAUACUGUGGGAAAUCAGGGAGUAUUGUUCAGCAAAAAGCUUCACAAUUGGUAUUCUAGCUGUGGCUGACCGAAUAGUUUUUGAAGAAAGAAUAAUAUUUUAAAAGAGAUUCUAAAAAGCUUUAAAAGAGAAACAUUUAAAAAACAUUUCUUUUUAUUUUAAAAGAAAA
Molecule: messenger RNA, 3126 nt
Organism: Pipistrellus kuhlii (Kuhl's pipistrelle)
Lineage: Eukaryota; Metazoa; Chordata; Mammalia; Chiroptera; Vespertilionidae
Gene: USP51
Product: ubiquitin specific peptidase 51
Exons: 2
Coding region: 476-2599 (707 amino acids)
Biological process (GO): protein deubiquitination
Molecular function (GO): zinc ion binding; cysteine-type deubiquitinase activity
Source: RefSeq, a predicted model, not a curated record